CCCCGUAGCAUCUCAGGUACCGGCCCUGCCCUGCCACGCUCACUUCCCAUCCUCUCUUUCCCUCUCUCUCCCGAUCACUCCAUUCUAACCAUGUAGCUCCACCCAGACAUGUCUCUUCCCAAACACACCUCCCCAUCUCCCUUAUCCUCCUCGCCCUCCCGCCAAUCAGUCCGCCGAACCUCAGGAUCUCGCCCCCAGAGCAUCAUCGACCGGCCCGGCACCGCCCAACAGGUCACCGACAUUCCGGAGGAGCAUGACUCUCACGAAGCUGCACCUGCACCAGCUUCAGUCCCACAGGUACACGCUCCAACCGAGCACGACAAACCCCACGAUACAACACCCACCUUCCAACCCUUCUUCACCCUAAUCGAAGACGCCAACUCCUCCGAAUACCACCACCCCACAGUCCACUACAUCUUCUCCGACGAUGACACCGACAUCGUGACCGAGGCGGCCCUACGCGCCCUAGAAGCAGAGCCCGAUCUUUUCGCAGCCAACGGAAAGGGUAAAUCCAAACCCACACAAGACCUCCGCCACGAAGCAGACGGUGGUGCACAGGGCACAUACCCCGAAGACGAUGAAUACGCCCACCAGAGGAAGGAAUCCCUCCUCCCGGACCCUAUCCCAGGCGUUCGCGAUAACUACGUGAUCCUCGAUAUAGACUAUGCGUCUCCUGACGGUGCACAAACCGAGACGACAGGCCCGACCAACGACGGCGCGGCUAGCGCCCACGAAGCCCAAGGAACAGGACCUCCGCUUACACAACAGCAACAGCAGAGUCAAAACCAACCAUCGGCGCAUAAAUACACUGUGACCUCUGCACACAGUCUAUCGCCAGCAUGGCAGGUUCUGAAUACGCAACUGGUUUCGGCGCCUACCUUCGAGAAUAACAAUUCAUCCGGGGGACAGCCGCCUAAUGGAAGUCUGAUGCUCAAGAUCAAAGGCACGGCAGGACUGCCUAUGAAUAUGCUGGGGAAGGAUAAAGAUAGAGAGAGAAGUAGUCAGCGGUUGGAGGAUAUGAUGGAUCAGUUCGCGAAACGGUUGUCAGAACUAAGACAAGUAAUCGGUGCUGAGGAACAGGCGGAAGAUGCGGAAGGAGAAGUAGGGGGCGACAUGGCACUGCCUGAGGAAGGGGAUGUCGAAGGUGCUCCUGUGGUUAAUACUGAAGAGCCUAACGAAGCCCAGACUCAUGUUGAGGGCGGUGGGGAGAACGAGGGACCGUCUGCAGAAAGUUGAGUUGGGAAGUGCAAAUGUCCGGACUAGUCAUCAAACCAUGCAGUGUGGCAGUCAAGAUAUGCACUUCGUUCCUGGAAAUGCUCUCUUAGGCACCCACCAUGUUACAUAUCCUAUAGUCUUAUGUUAAGCGGAAAUGUUGACGCAUGCAAUAGCCACGA
Molecule: messenger RNA, 1394 nt
Organism: Aspergillus welwitschiae
Lineage: Eukaryota; Fungi; Ascomycota; Eurotiomycetes; Eurotiales; Aspergillaceae
Exons: 1
Coding region: 109-1236 (375 amino acids)
Source: RefSeq, a predicted model, not a curated record